GUUAUGCUCUUGGCCUCCUCUCUCUGUCUUUGCCCUGCUCUUCUCUUCUCUUCUCUUCUUCUUUACUCCCUCUCCUCUGUUGUUGCCUCUCCUGCCUCUAGGACCUCUCUCGCGUCCAUCACGAUUCACGAUUCACGAUUCACGAUUCAGCAGAUUACGACUAUUUACACGACUAUUCCCGGACUAUUACUGUCACUACCAUCAGGACCUAUUACUAUUACCACAUUAGCCGCUUCGGGAGCUGGUUGCCGCGCGGGAUUGGCUGCUGAGACCCGACUGACCGAGUCCGUAGGGAUCCCGGAAACUCUCUUCUGAUUCUGAAGGGCUGACCUUAGUAAGGCGUGUGCUGCUCACGUCUCAAGAGGGACAACAAUAACAAGAAGAAAUAUAAACAACCACCAAAACAAAACAAUAACCACCAGAGUUAGAACCACAACAGAGGUUAUAUGGUCUCUCCCCUUGGGUUUCCCGCUACUGUACCUGCGGAGUAACUCUGAACCAAUGUAGGUAGUCAGUAUAGCCUGUGCAGCUGUGCUGUCCUGCUAGGUAGCUAUUAGAUACACUCCUGUAGCUAGAGCCUAGGUUAAUGUACAUCGCCUGCGAACAGGGCAGGGCAGGGCAGGGC
This is a messenger RNA of Amorphotheca resinae ATCC 22711, 625 nucleotides long. RefSeq lists its product as hypothetical. The record is from RefSeq and is a predicted model, not a curated record. The transcript has a single exon. NCBI's taxonomy places the organism in Eukaryota, Fungi, Ascomycota, Leotiomycetes, Helotiales, Amorphothecaceae. Bases 4 to 315 code for a protein of 103 amino acids.